Molecule: messenger RNA, 1785 nt
Organism: Zonotrichia albicollis (white-throated sparrow)
Lineage: Eukaryota; Metazoa; Chordata; Aves; Passeriformes; Passerellidae
Source: RefSeq, a predicted model, not a curated record
AAGGCAUCCAGACAGCCCUUCCACAUCCAUGUUCAGAGCCUGUGUCUUUUGUGAAGACUGGAAUCCAAAAAAUUGAGAAUUUUAAGUGGCAGGGGUUCAUAUAAUGAGGCUUUUAUUAUGGCCAGUGACCCCUUGGAAGGCUUUCAUGAAGUGAACCUCGCUUCGCCUACGACACCCGAUCUUCUUGGCGUGAAUGAGCCAGGGACUCAGGAACAAACUACCUCACCCAGUGUGAUCUACCGACCACACCCUUCUGUUGUGUCCACACCCAUCCAGCCCAAUGCAUUGAAUGUUUCUGACCUUCCUACACAGCCUGUUUAUUCAUCUCCCAGACAACUGAAUUGUGGAGAAGUGUCAGGUGUCAGCAUCAAUGUUACCGACGCAGUACUUUGUUCUACCUCUGGACCCCAGAGUGGGUCAUUCAAUCACAGUAAUGCCAGGAAGGAGAGCAAUAACGUGGAGAGAGAGCUAUUGCAGGGUACUACAGUAGCAGAUGUUGCUGAAGGAAAUGAAGAUAUUUUUGGGUUGAGUACAGACAGUUUAUCUCACUUACGGAGCCCAUCUGUACUGGAAGUAAGAGAAAAGGGCUAUGAGCGAUUGAAAGAAGAACUUGCAAAAGCUCAGAGGGAGCUGAAGUUAAAAGAUGAAGAAUGUGAAAGGCUUUCUAAAGUGCGAGAUCAACUUGGACAGGAAUUGGAAGAACUUACAGCUAGUCUGUUUGAGGAAGCACACAAAAUGGUUAAAGAAGCAAAUGUCAAACAAGCUGCAGCAGAAAAACAGUUAAAAGAAGCACAAGGAAAGAUUGAUGUCCUCCAGGCUGAAGUAGCAGCAUUGAAAACACUAGUACUGUCUACUUCACCAACAUCUCCAACUAAGGAAUUCCAGUCUGGUGGAAGAACUCCUUUUAAGAAAGGCCAUGCAAGGAACAAGAGUACAAGCAGUGCUAUGGGUGGCAGUCAUCAGGACCUUACCAUGAUGCAGCCAAUUGUAAAAGACUGUAAAGAGGCUGACCUGUCUCUGUACAAUGACUUCAGGUCUUGGAAGGAUGAGCCUACUAUGGACAGAACAUGUCCUUUCUUGGACAAAAUUUAUCGGGAAGAUAUUUUUCCAUGUUUAACUUUCUCCAAAAGUGAGUUGGCCUCAGCUGUUCUGGAAGCUGUUGAAAACAACACUCUGAGCAUUGAACCUGUUGGCUUGCAACCUGUUCGAUUUGUGAAAGCUUCUGCAGUUGAAUGUGGGGGACCAAAGAAAUGUGCUCUCAGUGGACAAAGUAAGUCAUGCAAGCAUAGAAUCAAAUUAGGAGAUUCAAGCAGUUAUUACUACAUUUCUCCUUUCUGUCGUUACAGGAUCACUUCUGUGUGUAACUUCUUUACAUAUAUUCGAUACAUCCAGCAAGGACUGUUGAAGCAGCAAGAUGUGGAUCAGAUGUUCUGGGAAGUUAUGCAGCUGAGACGAGAGAUGUCACUAGCAAAACUUGGCUAUUACAAGGAAGAGCUCUAAAACUUUUUACUCUUGCGCGUGCAUGAACUUCAUUGAAUAUACAUAACUAAAAUUGCUGAACCUCUUUUUGUCACUUGAUAUUUAUUUCCACAAAGUGGGUCCAAGAUCUUUUUCCAUUUGCAGAUGGCACUAAGAAGUACUGUGAUUGUUUUAAACUGACCUAUGCUGUAUAUGCGUACAUAUAAUACUUAGUUGAACAAAUGUGGUAAGCACUUGCAGGUGUAUUAGUGAUUGUAAUUUACAUUUAAAAACAAAUCUUCUGAUUAAAGUGUUAAUCUGAAACAG